AUGAAACAGGCUACGAGAGUUGGAUUUUGGAAUGAUAGAACUUUGAGAGAGAUAGGGAAAAUGAGGCAACUGGAGAGAGAAAUGGACAACUAUAGGUUGGACUUACUUGGAGUCAGCGAAUCUAGAUGGAGUGAUUUUGGUGAAACUCGAACUAGUGGAGGCAAAACUUUCUUGCACUCAGGCCAAGUUGAGGCAUAUCGUAAUGUCAAGAGGUAUAUGUGCGAGGAGACAAAAGAAGAUGGGUUGAUGAACUGGUUCAGGAAGCAGAAGAAGCUGCAAGACAAGGAAAUAGCAAAAAGCUUUACGACAUUACAAGGAAACUGGCAAAGAAAAACUUCGCUAGAAAAAACCCAGCAAGAAGUAGCCUAA
Macrosteles quadrilineatus (aster leafhopper) is the source of this 369-nucleotide messenger RNA. Its product is annotated as craniofacial development protein 2-like. Lineage: Eukaryota; Metazoa; Arthropoda; Insecta; Hemiptera; Cicadellidae. Bases 1 to 369 code for a protein of 122 amino acids. The transcript has 2 exons. The record is from RefSeq and is a predicted model, not a curated record.